AUGCCGAAGCUCGCCUACGCCGAGAACGAGAAGGCGCUAUGCUUCCAUGGCCCUCUGAUGUACGAGGCGAAGGUUCUCAAGGCGGAGUUCUGGCAGAAGGGGAGCAAUAAGAGCGGCGCAGUCGGGCCGCACUACUUCGUGCACUACAGGGGGUGGAAGCAGACCUGGGACGAGUGGGUCCCCGAGGAGCGGCUGAACAAGUGGAACGAGGAGAACAUCCGCAAGCAAAAGGCGCUCAUGGAGGCGCAGCGCUUGCGCGAUAUUGCCGAGCGCGAGGCAGCGAGGGCGGAAGAGGCGGCGAAGGCGAAGGGUGCAAUGGGAACCGCUGCGAUGGGCGGACGAGGGACAGCACGAGGACAGAAGAGGGGUCGUGAGGGCGAGACGGAGGACGAGUAUAUGAAGCGGCCGGAGAUCAAGAUCUCGAUCCCGGACAAUCUCAAGAUCCAGCUCGUUGACGACUGGGAGGCGAUCACGAAGAACCAGCAGCUCGUCCCCCUGCCACGCGUCCCGAAUGUCGAUGUCAUCCUCGACGAAUGGCUGAUCUACCUGCAGAACGAGGAGGAGGAGAAGAAGCGGAUCGCGGCCGAAGUCGCCGCAGGAAUCGGCCUGUACUUCAACAAGGCGCUCGGGAACAAUCUCCUCUACCGGUUCGAGCGCGGGCAGUACCAGGAGCAGUACAAGCGGCUGCAGGGGACAAACAAGGGAAUGAGCUCGGUUUAUGGCGGCGAGCACCUCCUGCGGUUAUUCGUCAACCUGCCCGAACUGCUCGCGCACACUUCACUUGAUCCCGAAUCGAUGGCCGUGCUGAAGGACAACAUCCAGCAGUUCCUGCAAUGGAUGGACCUGAACCGACGAGUGCUCUUCUUGCCAGAAUACAUCGGCACGAGCUCGGGCUACCAGAACAACAACCGAGGAUGA
This is a messenger RNA of Rhodotorula toruloides NP11, 918 nucleotides long. Its product is annotated as mortality factor 4-like protein 1. Gene Ontology annotation, cellular component: Rpd3S complex; nucleus; NuA4 histone acetyltransferase complex. Lineage: Eukaryota; Fungi; Basidiomycota; Microbotryomycetes; Sporidiobolales; Sporidiobolaceae. The transcript is spliced from 9 exons. The coding region runs from base 1 to 918 and encodes 305 amino acids. The record is from RefSeq and is a predicted model, not a curated record. Gene Ontology annotation, biological process: chromatin organization; regulation of DNA-templated transcription.